GACGAGCAUGAAAUGAAUGAACAGUGACGGAGAGUGAAGUUGGAGAGCUGACGCUAAGUGCUGAUUAAAAAAAGGUAAUGAAUUGAUCUGUGGAAAACUAAAGUGAAAUUUGGGCAGAUAAUGAAUGAAUAUAAUCCGUUGGACAAAAAUGGCUAGGGCUAGAAACUGCUCGAAACCGGUGAUUUGGAUCUGGUUAAUCUCUGCCCUUACCUUUUAUGCUCUUUUCCUUAUGGUUACCCGCAAUUCUACAGAAUGGUCUAUCUCAAAUGCGGAGCAGAGGUCUAGAUUGUAUCAUAAGAUGGAAAAAGACUUGGAGGAGCACGGAGCUGCUUUCCUCAAACAGGGAGAAACUACUCAAUCACUUACCCUGUCAGAUCUGUUUACUCUCAAAGAUGGAGUAGUCACUCCUGUACUCAAGGCUGCAAAUCCCCCUGUGCGAGCAAAUGUUUUGUAUCUCAAACCAGAAUAUUCUGUCCCUAUUGCGGAAGCUGUGAGAGCUGUAUUCUCGCCACAUUUUGAUAAAGCAAUUUGGCUUCAGAACUCUAGCUUAUAUCACUUUAGCAUGUUCCAUGCUUCACAUCACAUAACAGCUGUCCCUGCCUCUGAAGCACAGAUUGAAGCUGAAGCAAAUGCUGUUCGAGCUGUUUCUGAGACAAUCUGCCCAAUAAAAAUUUCCCUGGACAGAGUGGUUCUAACAUCAACUGGGGUGCUAGUAGGUUGUUGGCAGGUGGACUCUGGAACUGAUCCUGUAACUAUCCGACAAAAAUUGAGAAAUGCUCUUCCACAUGCUCCUGCAAAGCAACUUUAUGAUGCUGCAAUGCUUCAUACAUCAUUUGCCAGGCUUCUGGGACACCCUAGCAGCUGGCCUGAGGAAGCAAAUAGGGUUUCAGAACUCGAAUUUCUCCAUGAGCUCGUGACUAGGUUAAACAAUAAAAUCCAUGGCACUAAGGCAACAGUCAGUGAGCUCUGGAAUGUGGAGGAAUAUGACAUAUUAGCCCUUGCGUUGAAUGGGAGAAUGAAAGUCCGCAAGUUCCAGCUUGGCUGUUCGAAAGUGUGAAUUAAUCUAUGAGAAUAGACGAUUCAACUUCUCACUGGUUCCUAUGUGGCAAAGACGUCGGUGUUCACCUAUGGAUGGGAUAAUACGGAUUCUGAUGUACAGCUUUAUUCGGCCUCCGCUGUAUACUAUAAGGAGCAUUAAAAGUUUGAUAUUUACAGUGUAUUGCUCGCUCUUUGAACAUUUCUGCACGAUAAUUGAAAAUUAUAAAUAUAAGUGUGUUACUAGGAUGUGGUAAACGUUUGAAAAAGUCACAUAUCUUUGGAGUGGGAGUUGAGAAGAAAAAAUGCAAUCUCGGUCCCCAAAUGUA
This is a messenger RNA of Nicotiana attenuata, 1364 nucleotides long. RefSeq lists its product as uncharacterized. Bases 125 to 1057 code for a protein of 310 amino acids. NCBI's taxonomy places the organism in Eukaryota, Viridiplantae, Streptophyta, Magnoliopsida, Solanales, Solanaceae. The record is from RefSeq and is a predicted model, not a curated record. The transcript has 10 exons.